Molecule: messenger RNA, 819 nt
Organism: Exaiptasia diaphana
Lineage: Eukaryota; Metazoa; Cnidaria; Anthozoa; Actiniaria; Aiptasiidae
Exons: 4
Coding region: 150-647 (165 amino acids)
Source: RefSeq, a predicted model, not a curated record
ACCCUACACCACCCUACCAAUAUUCAUCGGGAUUCAUUGAAGAGAUGGUGAAACUCUUCUUCAUCACGAGUUAGUUAACAGUACGAGCUUAUAUGACAAGAAAAUAGCGACCAAUCCAGUUAAAAUGAACUCUCUGAAGGUAGGCGAUCAUGGGUCCUGGUGAUGUCUCUGUUUUCAUUAGUGUAGUCGCACCUCUAUUUUGCGAUCACCCUCAGAAAACACCAGGUGGUCGCUUAACAGAGGUUGUACUAUUGGUAUGCAAUUUUCUCAUGAGUUUUUCGAUGAUCUUGAGCCUGGAAUGCUACGAUAGGUACAAGUAUGCGGAAUACUCCUUCCCKGUUGACACCAUGACGUGUAAUGACGGUCAGAAGUGUGUAACAACCACUUUUGAUCUCCCACACAUUGCAGGACAAACUCUGUUCUCGCGCUGUGGUCGCAAUUGCGAUGAAGGAUUUAUUUGCGGCCUUGUGACGAAAAAACAACACGGAGUCAACUGCCACGUGACAUGCUGCGAUACUGAUUUCUGCAAUUCAGCAGAAAAAGACGAAGCAAGCAGUCAGGUMACUAAACACUUCAWGAUAGAACAAGCCAAGAAAAUGGAAGACCAGAAAAAAAUGUUACAGGAACUGRCAAACUUGAUCACAUGAAAAAAUCGACAACUGAAUGAAGUACAGUAAUAAAUUUUACAGCAAGAGAAGAAAACAUUUAUUGAAUGGCACUUGAUAAAUAGAUAUAUAAUUUUAAUUAUAAAAUUUUAAAAAAGAAAGCAACUUAAUGUGUGAAGAAUGCAAUAAAAACUUCAAAAAUCGGAUUAUGAAA